Glycine soja is the source of this 462-nucleotide messenger RNA. RefSeq lists its product as uncharacterized. NCBI's taxonomy places the organism in Eukaryota, Viridiplantae, Streptophyta, Magnoliopsida, Fabales, Fabaceae. The transcript has a single exon. Bases 1 to 462 code for a protein of 153 amino acids. The record is from RefSeq and is a predicted model, not a curated record.
AUGGCGUAUGGCAAGUCUUGUCAUCUACCAGUGGAAAUGGAAUAUAAAGCAUAUUGGGCAUUGAAAUUUUUGAACUUUGAUGAAACCGCAUCCAGAGAACAAAGGAGGCUGCAACUCUUGGAAUUGGAAGAAAGGAGAUUAAAUGCUUACAAAUCUUCAAAGUUGUAUAAAGAAAAGGUUAAAAAGUAUCAUGACAAAAAGUUACUCAAGAAGGACUUCCAACCAGGGCAACAAGUGUUACUGUUCAACUCAAGACUUAAAUUGUUCCCAGGGAAGCUUAAAUCUAAAUGGUCUGGACCAUUUACCAUCAAGAAAGUCCGACCAUAUAGAGCAGUGGUGCUUUGUGAUCCUCAAUCUAAAGACCCUAAUAGGACGUGGGUAGUGAACGGACAGAGGUUAAAGCAAUAUCAUGGUGGAGCAAUAGAAAGAUUGAACAUUGUUCUAUGCUUGGAUCCUGGAUAA